UGGUGCACCUCGUAUAAAGUGCUUGUCAUUGCGCAGAUGUAGAAAGCUAGAAUCCGUGGACGUUAAGGAUGUUGAUGCUUUGGAGGAGCUCGAUCUGUCUGCUACGGCUAUCAAAGAGCUACCAGACAACAUCCCUAAUCUGCCCCAGCUUAGGCGGUUGCUUCUCAGGGGAAUUCCUUCCCUGAGACGAUUCCCUUGGCAUAAGCUGCAUAGAUUGCCAGAUGUGUUUUGCUUGGAUCAAUGCUCAGAUGGAACUGUUAAUCAUCAUUGCAGUCCACAAGUUGCUCAGGUGUGCAUACGUGAUUCCAGAUUGUUUUAUAGCUUCAACAAGAGCACCAAUGAUUUAGUACGGGGUGGAGGACUUUUCAAAUCUUUCUAUGUUCAAGUUACAUCAUGCAAGGUCACAACUCGGAAGAUACAGGAUGAAGAGGACAUGGUGAAAACCAACAAGCUUCAUGCGUCAUUGGCAGCCUAUGCUGAUGUAAACCAUCGCUAUCUGACAGAUGGAGUCUCGAUGGUGUCAAUGGAUGACGUGCCUCCCUUUCGGGAGAGUGAGCGUCAUGUGGGGAUCUCAGCAGUGGAGCGGUAUCCCCAUGGUCUGAGGUAUCUUCUGGCAGUCACUGAUUCAAUUAGCAUGUCUGAUGAUACUCACGUCUCCUGCCUCAAUGAUCUGAGUCGUUUGGAUGAUACUCACGUCUCCUGCCUCAAGCUCCAGCGGUGCCAUCGGAUGGUGCUUGUCUUUAAUGAUGCGUAUUACGUGGGGCGGAGUCUGAAGAAUGCACAUGUCUCUCAUCUCAAAAGUCUGACGCAUUUCUACAAAGAACCUCUGGCUCAUACUGAUUUCCGUGGACUGAAGCACCUCCGGCUGGAGCAUUGCCCGAGGUUGGAAGGCGUCAUGCCACGUGGAUCUGCGCUGCCAAGUCUCGUCACGCUCGACAUCCUCUUCUGCUACAAUCUCAAGGCAAUUUUCUACUACAAUUAUCCGCGUUCUUCUAGUUUCGAGCUCCCAUGUCUUCGGAGGAUACACCUCCAGGAGCUGCCCCUGCUGGAGCAUCUUCGAGUCGACGACACCGUCCUGGCCGCGCCCGCGUGGGAGGAGCUCCACGUCCGCGGCUGCUGGAGCUUGCGCCGCCUCCCGCGCCUCAUCGACCGACGACCAGGCAAGAAGGCCGUGAUGGUGAGCGGGGAGCGGGCCUGGUGGACCAAGCUCCGCUGGGACGACUCGCACCGCAAGAGCUAUGAGCCCAGGCUUCCCCCGGCAUCCGCCUCCAUCCGCGAGUGCGUCAUCAUCAAGACUUACCUCAGGUGACGGAACUGAGCCAUGCCCAAGCCGCAAGCUCAUCCAAUGACACAAGAUUUGACGAUUCCACAGCAACCUCCGCCGACAAUUUCAACCUGAUUAUUCCAAAUAAUAGGUUUGGUUUGUCUGCUGGCUGCUUCAUCGUCCGGCCGGCGCAUCCAGCAGCGCAACCAGAUUGCAGUGU
Molecule: messenger RNA, 1484 nt
Organism: Panicum virgatum (switchgrass)
Lineage: Eukaryota; Viridiplantae; Streptophyta; Magnoliopsida; Poales; Poaceae
Exons: 2
Coding region: 434-1309 (291 amino acids)
Source: RefSeq, a predicted model, not a curated record